GAGCCUGGAGAAACGGCCUGCUGCGUGAAGUCCCAAGUCUUGUCCCUGGCUCAGGACUCCUAAAAUAAGAGGAAGAUUGUGUUAGAAGGAAAGAAAACUGAGUGUCAUUCUCGAUUAACCAAACUUCCUUGAAGUACUAGGUACAAGAAAUAACCAGCUGUGCUUUACAAAGAAGGAGGCACAAACACUAAUGGUGGGUUUCUAGAACAUACGUCUAAUGCCCAGAAACUCUAAAAAACAGAACCAGAAAGAGAACACAGAAAGAAGAAAACACCUACCUGCAAUGUGAUCUCUGAAAGGUGAUAUUUAGGGCCGGGCGACAAUGACAGUUUUCAACGAUGGUUACAUUAUGAUGAACGGCUCCUCGAUUUCUUAUUGAAUUAAUGCAACGACGUUCUUGGCCUAGUUCUUCAUAAAGACGUUGGCGUCAAAAUUAAUAACAAAGCCUGUCAAUAGAAAAAGUUCUCUGCGCCGAUGCAGAGAGUAACGUUUUCAUCCCAGAAGCACCAAGCGCCUUGGAGCGCCAACCCUAGGUAAUAAACUGCUGAGCAACCAGCAGGAGACAGAAGCAUCACGAAUCCCUCUCAGAUGCUGCAGGGCACACAUGGUCUCAGGAGAAAGGGUAAGCUCGUGGAUGGUCAUGCCCUGGAGCUCGCCUCUGUGCACCAUGCCGUCUAAAUCUGCUUUCUUCAGUCAACCAAGGGUGGAAGCCACUCCCCAGCCUCCAUCCAGCAUCCAAAAGAGGAAGAGGGACGAGUCAUCAGAUUCUGAGGAUGACCUGGCAGAGCUAUUUGAACCUGAUCCCCAGCCGGUGUGGUCAGUGGAGACGCCGUGUGGGCUCAGGAUGACGCUGCAGAGGCAAUGUGUGUCUACAGUGAGGCCUGAACACCACAAGGUCUUCACCAAGUUGCUCGAGGAUCCCGUGGUGAAAAAAUUCCUGACCUGGGACAAGAUGCUGCGGGUGUCAGACAAGUACCUCCUGUCUAUGGUCAUAGCUUAUUUCAGCCGCGCUGGGCUCUUCUCCUGGCAGUACAGGCCCAUCCACUUCUUCCUGGCUCUCUACCUGGCCAAUGACAUGGAGGAGGACAACCAGGCCCCUAAGCAAGACAUUUUUUACUUCCUCUAUGGGAAGAGCUAUGCCCAGCGCCCCAUGUUCCACAAACUGCGCUUCCAGUUCAUUCGGUCCAUGGGCUGGAGGAUCUGGGUGUCCCAGGAAGAGUGUGAAGAGAUCCAGGCUUACGACCCAGAGCUCUGGGUAUGGACACGGGAUCGUACUAAGCUGACCCAGAACCCUAGGGUCAUGGAUACUCGAGGCCAUCCGCCUGCCAUAGAUCCCUGUGCCUGAGGGAGAUGCUCUAUGCCAACAUUAGGACUGCUGGGGGAAAGGAGAGAGGACUGACUAUCUUCCAUGGGAAACCUAGAAGAACCCAGACUCUUCCAGAAGGAGUGGGAUGGAAUCACCACACUGCGCUCCUGGGAGCUGGGACCCUUGUAGGAGUCUCUGGAGAGGCCAUGAGAAACCAGGAUUCCUCCAGGCUCCAUGCUUUCCAGAGGCACCAUCUAAAUGUUAUCCCGAAUGUCCUCGGUCCCCACCUCCCAACCGUAGCAGCUGAAGGCCCAUGGUUUCCUGUAAUUGGUCUCCACUGCUCAGGCCAUUUGAAGGAGGCACCUCAGGGCUCAGAUGUGGAGGGAACUACCUUCAAAGUAUAGCCUUUGAGCCAUAUGUUUGUAAUAGAAAGCUUUAAUAUAUUUCAUGUUUAUUGAAGACUUUGAAAGUUUCUCAUAGAAUUAUUUAUUAUGAACAGGUUUGAAAUAUUGUGGAUUUGAAAACAGGCAGCUCUCCUGAUUUUGUGAUGGAUAACAUUCAUAUAUGUAAAUAUUUUCACUGGAGGAGAAGAUUUGGGGUUUUUAAUCCAUUUGUUUUGGGGUUUUGUUUGGUUUUUUUUGUUUUGGGGCAGAGCCUCACUAUGAAGCCCAGCCUGGCCCCAGACUUACAGAGAUCCACCUUCCUCCAACUCCUCAGUGCUGGGAUUAAGGGUGGUGUGUGCCCCUAUGCCUUGUGAGUUUUUUAAAAAUCUAUUAUAAUCGAACAUAGAUUCUACUUAAAGAUAUAUGCUUCAUGUAAGUGAGAAUUGUUGUUUGAAGUUUACUCUUUAUUAUUGAGACGUGAAGAAGCAACACUUGUGUCUGUUGAUUUAAAGGUGAGAUGUAUUUUGAAAGAGCACGUGUUUUAAUAAAUACUUUGUCAACACCCA
Mus musculus (house mouse) is the source of this 2255-nucleotide messenger RNA. RefSeq names its product speedy/RINGO cell cycle regulator family, member E4B (gene Spdye4b). Gene Ontology annotation, molecular function: protein kinase binding. Bases 605 to 1345 code for a protein of 246 amino acids. The transcript is spliced from 8 exons. Lineage: Eukaryota; Metazoa; Chordata; Mammalia; Rodentia; Muridae. The record is from RefSeq and is marked validated.